Molecule: messenger RNA, 10170 nt
Organism: Alligator mississippiensis (American alligator)
Lineage: Eukaryota; Metazoa; Chordata; Crocodylia; Alligatoridae
Product: butyrophilin subfamily 1 member A1-like
Source: RefSeq, a predicted model, not a curated record
CCCUUCACUUUCCAUCCAGGGAGCACUCUAAGAGGAAAUCGCAUAUAUCCGUUUGGAAGAAAAAAAGGAUUGUUUCAUACUGGAAAGAAUGUUUCCAGUAAACCCUGCAGCUAGUUUAUAACUGCAAUUAGUUGUGAAACUUAAUAUUUACAUUUUGUAUUAAUAUUUUUGUCCAUUUUAGUAAUGGGAGUUGGCUCGUCGAGGAUUGGACACAGGACAAAUUUGUAAGCAGGAUCAGUCAGGUUUAUACUCUAUCUCAUGCUCCUUUUACUUCUGUAUUUGACUCACUAUGAAGAAGAAGGCCUCCUCAUUUCAAUGCUUCAGUGUGAGCAUGUCUCUUCCUCAUGCGAUCAUUUUCUUCAUGACUUUUCAUAUCUGCAAGCCAACAUCUGCCCAAUUUAAGGUCAUUGGACCUGAUCAGCCAGUUACUGCCAUUGUGGGGCAGGAAACCGUGUUGCCUUGUCACUUGUCCCUCAACACGAGUGCGGAGAACAUGGAAGUGAGGUGGUUUCAAUAUGAGCCUCAGACUUUUGUGCACCUCUACCCCAAUGGAAAAGAUCAGUACGGACAGCAGAUGCCAGAAUAUCACGGAAGGACAGAGCUGCUGAAAGAUGGCCUCACGGACGGACAUGUUUCAACUAGACCGUCGGAUGAGGGGCCAUAUCACUGCUCUGUUACAGACGGGAUUUCUUAUGCAGAAGCCAUACUGGAACUGAGGGUAGCAGGCGUAGGCUCUGCUCCUCAAAUUACUUUUGAGAAUUACCAGGAUGGAGGGAUACGAAUGGUUUGUCGAUCAGCAGGGUGGUUCCCUGAGCCCAGAGUGCUGUGGAGAGACCAAAGUGGACAGAAUUUGACAGCACUUUCUGGAACCAGAUCCAAGAGGGAGGACGGCCUGUUUGAAAUAGAAAUCUCUAUCAUUAUAUACGAACAUUCGCACCGGAACUUGUCCUGUUGGAUCAGAAAUAACUUACUCAAUCAAGUGAAGGAAUCGGCAGUUUUUAUAUCAGAUCCCUUUUUCCCAAAGGUGAAUCCCUGGAUGGUGGCACUGUGUGUGAUGCUAGUGGUUUUAUUCGGCUUCAUUCUCUUGACUGUACAUCUCCUCAAGAUAAAGCGUAAGUUUUCUAAGGGUGGUUAUGCUCUAUUAAGUAAGGGAGCUUUCUUUUAAUACUUUAAUCUAUCUUAUAUGGGAAAUAAUACCCAUUAAGAAAUGGUGAAACCAGCUUUACCAUGUGCAUAAUACAAACCUUUCAGAGCCUUGUUGCUACCCUUGUUGCUAGCACAUGCUGCAGCAUCUCUACCCACGUGAAAGGGAAAACCUUUGACCAGUGAAAUAAAAUGACGGUUAUGCUUUCCUGUGGUCCUAUGAGAAGUAUCAGUGUAUCAGAAGCAUAGGAGUGCAGUCAUCAGGAUCUAGACUGUGCAGGUUUUCAUAUAGGGGAUGUGCAGGGUGUCAAUGUUCAUAUUAGGGUCAGUGUGAUGACCAAGUGACCUCCAGCCCAGCACCCAUGGACCUGGGGUCAUGAGGAACUUUAUGCUGCUCUGAAGCCAGCCCAUAUUCUUGAAAAGGAAUCCUGCCCCAGGACCUCAUAGCUCACUGUUUCUAGCUGGGAUACCUGGUCUUUGUAGACCCGACUUUGUAGUCUUUGGAUAGCUUUUCUCUUGAGAGGACUGCUGUUAAUUCCACCCACUGAGAGACUCAAUCUGUGUUUUUCUUUCUGACUGUGUCUUAUUUAGGUGACCAGAAACUUGGUGGGUUUUUCUCUUUCCCUAAUGCAAUAUUUCCAUGUUCUCAAAUCUUUCCAUCUCCCGCUGUUAUUCUGCUGCCCCUUGGCUGACUGUCUGCUCCUUAUACGUAAAUGCUAAAUAGUGAUGACACUUAUGGACUUCACAGAGUACCUAGUUCUGUCUCUUCUUUGGGUAAAACCUCCCCUGGAAUAAGACACAGUGUUGUUCCUUGUUUCUUUUGAGGAGGAGGCGUCAGCACUCUGAGUUCAGGUCCUGCUCUACUGAAAAGACUUUCUGGGCAGCAAGGUUUUAUAGACCUUUCUAGGGAUGACCAAGGCUCUAAGUUCAUUUCUAAACUUUGUUGUAGAGCAAGAUCACCUCAGCCACAUUGCCUCUGCCCACAGCUAUCAUGAAUUUGUUCCUGGGAUUGGUGCUCACCAGCUGUUGAGGUCCCUCACAACAGAAAUAUGGCCCUUAAUGUAGUUGGUGUUUGAUUAAGGCCUAAAUCCUAAACUGCCUUGGAAGCCAACUGUGAUUUGGAAUAGGGACCUACGUGCUCAUAAUAGCCUGAGCAAUGAAGAGAGAGUGGCAAUGGCAUUGUGUACCACUCAAGAGAGUUCAUUGUCAGCUCAGAUAUAGUGGAUUAGAUCAAUGCAACUGGGAGGUGACCGAAGUGGGAAUUCCUCAGGCAGUUUCUCAUCCAGGAGGAUGAGGUAAAAUGCUGCUUGGUCACUGAAACUUGGUGGGAGGUCAAACAGGACCUUGUGGCUUAGCACCACUUUGAUAUAUGGUGUCUGGAUAGAAGCAGUGAUAGAAAGGGACAAUGGCUUGGUUUGGUCUUUAAGAGUUUUCACAUUGCUGUCCAGCAUUACUUCAGUCUUCAUGCAAAAGUCCUUUUGCUGCAACCUUUGCUAGGAGGAGUUUUCAUUCCUAUUUCCAUUUGGUUUCAGAGUGGAGAAGAAUCAUGAGCCAUCCAGGUACUGAAAGAUCAUCAUGGAUCAAUGUCUUCUUUUUACAGUGAUACUCUAGGACUAACUAACAGUUUGGGACAUGAGAAUAUUUUUACCAAGCUAUAAGGAGUCAAAACCGUUUGUGCCAGACUGAGAAUUUUGGGGUCUCUCACUGUCCCCAUCCCACUGGGGUCCAUACGAUUCUCAAAGUGGUGGUAAAAGUGGAGAACCUGGGAAGGGGAAGUACCAGAGGGGUGGGAAAGAGCCUAGUGAAGGACUAGGUUGCUCAGUUAUAGUUUUCAAAUGCUUGAAUUGGCACCUGUGGUUGCCAGUUUCUUCCUUUUCCCCUCCAAUUGUCAUUAACAUGAGUGCCCUACUUUUAUCUUAGUGGGUACAAAAGGAACUGACUCAGACGAAGCUUAUAUUUUUUUAAACCUAUAGAAAAAAACUCUUAGAGAAUAUUUUUGACAACUUUCAAUGGUAAGUUAAAAUUUCUGGUUUUACCAUGGCUGCACAGGAACCAUGGCUGCAGAGAAAUCAAAGCUUUAAAAGUUUGAAAGAACAACAACUGAACAAAAUACAGAUCACCAGCUGAAAGGCCUGGCCUGGAGAAAAUAGAGUGGGCAGAUGGAGGAACUGGAAGGCGCUGGAGUAGUGAGGGUGGGUCAGUGGAGACCACAGUUAAGUGUGUUCCCAUGUUCAUACUCAUAUAUACAGGGCCAAUUUUGUCUAAUCUUCCUCUUUUUGGAGCCAACUCCCUGCCCUCCUGUCAUCAUUCAGGGCUCUGAAAUCUUCUACCCACAGUCAUCAACACUACCUGCUGGGAGCAGAUUUGGGAAAGUCUCUGCUCCUCCAUUCAACCACCAUAACCAUGAUCUUUCUCCUAUGUCAUUGACUUGAGGCAUCAAUAUCUCCUCUCUGUUUUUACUACAAUUGACUUCUUCAUUUGGUCAAUCCUUAACCUUUAUCCCUAAUCCCCACACACAUACCACACCACACCCAUACACUAUUCCUCUUCACCACAUGCACACACACACUCCUCCCCUGCCAUUUGGGUAUAUAUUUUUCUCAUUCCUCUUCACCAUAAGGGAGACUCUUCCUUUCUGUUAGCCACUCAGCACUUGAGAAAAAGGACCCAUUCAUGAGUAGUAUAAAAUCUAAAAGCAAACAUAUCUUGCGUCCUGGUGCUCUAGGUUGUCUCUGCCAUGGCCUGCACAACUGGGGAUGUCUCUGAGGGAGACCGAGUCCUGGGCUGGGGCAAGUGGAGCAGGGUGAGAUUUUAAAAUGAGGACUAGAAACUGUAAGGGACAGUGAGCUGUGUGCAUGAUUGCCUCAUAAUAUACUGCUGGGACUCCCUGUGCCACCAGGGCCUCUAAUCCCCACCUCCUGUGACAGACAGGGGCAGGAGGGAAACAAUACUGAGUCCCAGCCUGGACCCAGCCAAGCGUUUCUGUCUAUCACUAACCCAUGUCUGCAACUUGCCUUGCCCUAUGCUAAGGCCCCAAAACUCCUUCCAUUCAGGGCUGUGUAAGUCUGGAGGGCAGGAAACUCUCUAAUUCACCCUCACAUUGGGGCUGGUUCUGUCACUGUCAUGAUCAAACUCUCCCCCAGGACUGAGCUCUGCCCCAAUGCCCUGAUUCUCUCUUCUCCUGUGCAGAGAAAGUGAUUCUGGAUCCAGACACGGCUCAUCGCUACAUCAUCUUGUCUGAGGAUGGGAAACUCAUAGGAAGAGGAUCCGGUUCACAGAAUUGGCCUGACAACCCUAAGAGAUUUAUUACACUUCCCUGUGUGCUGGGCUCUGAGGGACUCACUUCAGGGAGGCAUUGCUGGGAGGUGGAGGUGGGGGACGUGGGAGAUCUGUGGGCUCUCGGGGUCUCUAGAGAAUCGGUGAAGAGGAAGGGAGGGAGCAGCCGUGAUGCUGACGAUGGGAUCUGGGCUGUGGAGCAGUACUUGCGUAAGUGCCGGGCUAUGACCACCUCGAAGUGGGUCCCCUUGGGCCAGGUCCCCAAGAGGAUCUGGGUCGUCCUAGACUGUGAUGAGGCAUGGGUAGCGUUUGUCAAUGGUGAUACAGAUACCCUGAUGUAUACCUUUUCACAAGCCUCAUUUGCUGGGGAGAGACUCUACCCUUGGUUCUGGCUGGAGCAUAUUACUGAGGAACCCCAACUCCGACUCUGCCAUUGAGAUACAAGAAAAGUUUGGCAGAGAGGACCUUUAAAUACCCACUUCAUCCUCAGAUAAUUCAGUGUAAUCUCUAUGUCCCUGGAGGGGCAGGGUUGGGUUGUUGGACUGUCGCACUACAGAGAGCAGGAAGUGUUUGAAGCAGUAAGCCUAUCUGUCAGAUCUCUUCGCCUAUCUGUCAGAUCCUUUAUGGACUGUAGAAUCAGAAACUGCUAGAUGGGAACCAAUGGAAGGUGGGAUCUUAGGUACUGGAGAGAAAUGACCCCAAACUAGGAAACUUUGGGAUUUGUAAAUGCCACGGAAACUGGAAAUGACCUCCAUUGCCCUGUUGCUUUACUUAAAGCCUUAGCUAAUUUCAAGUGGAGACAUUGCAAGGACUUACACUAUUGAUUUAGAUAAACUUUUGUUCUUUCCCCUUUUUUCCUUGUUAUUGUUUAAUCUUUCCCCAGUGAUUGGAUGUCCUCACAAUUACAGAAUAUAAAGCUAUUUUUGCUCAAUGCAAAAUUUGUUUCUUCUUGGUUUGUGUUUUCCCCAACUCUGUUUUGAUAUUUGGUCCCUUGAUGAGAAUUUGUUAGCAGAAGCAGGUAAGCUCAAAGAGUACGGCUCCUCACUGACCAUAUCCCUGUUCCUGACUGGAGGGUCUUGUUCUCAAGAUCAGCACAUUCAGGAUCAGGAAGGACUUUUUCCUUAGGUCAGGUAGAAGGGCUGUCAAAAAGAAAGUCAGCAGGGCAUAAUCAUGGGAUCUUGCACUUGCUGAUAAUUAAAAUCCUAGUAUUCAUAUGUAGAAAAAACAGGAAAAUGUGCAGCUAGUAUCCUGCCUGCAGUCCUUACAGCGGCUCCUAAUGCCACUGUCAUGUGUGUUUGAAGGAAAGCCCACGAGGAAGCUGCUUCCUGGCAAUAGGGCAGUGAUUCUUCACCUGAAGUUUGUCCAGUGGAGAGUGACUUUGGACAGCUUGAGGCCUCUUCUGGUCAAGGAAAGGGACUAGAGCCUAUUCGAGGAGGGGAAAAGGGCACGUGCUUUUCUGGCUGUCCCUGAACUCUGCAGAAAUAAUUCUCCCUCAUAUACUUUUAGAUGAAAGAUGGUCAAAGCACUUGGACUUUCAAAGUUUCUUCUAAGAAAGACAAUUUUUGUGGGGAAAGAAAAAAACUUCCAUGUUGUCAACCAACUGUAAGUGAAACACUUCAGUGACAACAGCCAGAGAUGAAGAGACUCCAACUCAAUGGGGCUGGGAGGGAAACCUGCUCUGCAUCAACAAGGCCAAUUUUUUCCAUUGAGAAGCUUGCUAUGGGCAGCCCUAGAAAAAGACUCAAAAUUAGAAGUAGAAAUUACUGAGGAUUAUGGAAUUUUGAUAGAACUUUCUUUGAAUUUUCCUGGAUGUUUGAAGAGCAAGUCAUAAUUUUAAAAGCUACAUUACACAGUUUAGUGUUGAUGUACUAUUCCUAGAGAAAAUCACCUUCCCUAGUUGAACCAAGCAGUCAACCAACAGAAGUGCUAGGUGAUGCUCACUUGCAGCAGAAUUACACAUUUAUGGGGUACCUCUCCAAUAAUGUAUUUAAUCACACAAUGGGUAAAUGGGAGACACCUCCUUUCCAAUUAAAGCUGAGAGCAUAAAAAUGGCCUCUUUUAUAGCAGCUUCCAUUGUGUUAACAAUCUUGCUCAUCUUUCUUUCAUCCCAACUGGUCAUUGCUCAGACUCUCUGAGCCCUUUCCUAUGUGUCACCAAAUCCCAUCUCUGCAGCCAGAAUAAAUGCAUGACCUAGCUACCACCCUCCAAAUGGGAAGGGUGAACAGCAAGGAAAAGCAGAAAGAGCAAGAAAAUGUGAAGGGACAAGGAACGCUAAGGUAUGGACAGGCCAGCACUGUGAGCAGAGAGGAGGCUUUAUUGGCAGUAAUGGACAUUGUAUCUGUGGUGGGAUUUUGCAAGUAAGAACUUUUCCAGCCGGUGGUGAACUACAGCACAAAAGCUCUUAUGCGUCUUAUGUUCAGCACAGCCCUGGGUGUCCUUGACCUGCUGAAGCAUUUGUUUAAACAUGUAAACAUUUCUAUAUGUCAGUCUGACACUUGUCAGAGAGGAGAGCACAGAAGACCUGGGCUGGGCUGGGCUGGGCUUCAACCUUUGGACCCUGCAAUAAUACAUAAAUGAACUUCAUCAAUCAAAUGGUUACUAGUGACUCAGCUGUUUGGUGAAGUUAUUCCAGUUUGACAAUGAAAUGAAAUGUCCUUUGUAUUUAACCAGUCUCCUGUCCAACAGCAAGGAGAACAGACUUCUCAGGAUUGCUCUUGCCUCCAUCUCAAAUGGAGGAUGUGCAAAACAGUCUACAAUCACCAGUGCUGCCAGUACAGCCAGUCUGUGAUGGCUUCUUUAAAGGACUCUUAUCUCCAAAUCCUAAAGGAGAUGCCCUCAGGGACUGCCAUUCAAACUUUGCUACAGGUAUCCUCGCUUGCUACUUCUAUGAAGGCAGCAAGUAGGAGAAGGAGGUAUGUUUCAGGUCAGUGUGAAAAAAGUUAAGAACUACUUUUCUGUAGAAGAGUGGAAGGAAAACUGUCAUCCAGCUCCUUGGCUUUGGCCCUAAUUUGGCUUGGACAGUGGCCACACCUACAACUGGGGGCAGUGCGUGGGAUGGGCUGAUCCUCAUGCUCAUAUGCAGACACCUCAAAGGUUCAUCAUAAGACUACUAUGCUCUUCUGCUCAAUGUCAAGCCAAUUGUCAAAUUAGGGAUCAAGAUUUUUCACUUAUAUCAGACUGGCAGCGACAGCACGAGGUAUAUUCCUCUUCCUUGGAUCCUCUGAGCAUAUAUUCAAUAAUUUCUCUCUCCUUGCAGUCUCAGUGCCUGCAUGUCCCCUUCUUUUACCUGUGACAUUUUCUGGGGGGUUGCUCUUUAGUCAGGUUGUUGUACUUGUUCUAUAUGAAAAUUUGCAGUGGGUUAUUGUUGGGAAAUAUUUGGGAAAGGGGUGCCUUGAAAUGCAGAGGACUGAACUGGAUGGCCUUAGAGGCCCUUCCAGACCUAUGUUCCUAGGCAAGGCUGCCCAGAGUGGGGUGAAAUUGGUGCAAUAUGCCCCUGGCCCCUGCAUAGUAAGGGCCCCGCAGCGCAGAGGGCGUGCUGCCUCUGAGCCCCUUACUAUCUGUCGCCAAAUCCCCACUCUGCAGGCAGAAUGGAUGCAUGGGCUAGCUAUCAACCUCAGUGUGGGAAGAGUGAAUAGUGAGGAAAACAGAAAGAGCAAGAAAAUGUGAAGGCACAACAAACACUAAGGAAUAGACAGCCCAGCACUGUGAGUGGAGAGGAGGCUUUAUUGGCAGUAAUGGACAUUGUAUCUGUGGUGGGAUUUGACAAGCAAGAACUUUUCCAGCCAGUGGCGACCUACAGCACAAAAGCUCUUAUGAGUCUUAUGUUGAGCAGAGCCCUGGGUGUCCUUGACCUGUUGAAGCAUUUGUGUCAGUCUGACACUUGCCUGAGAGGAGAGCACAGAACUGGGCUGGGCUAGGCUGGGCUGGGCUGUCUGGAUAGAGGCAAACCUGACUCAGGCAGGAGAUCGGACUAGAUGACCUCAGGCGGUCCCUCCCAGCUGUACUCCAGCACAAUGAAGUACAAUUGCAAUAUCUAAAGGAGAUGUUCUCAGGGACUGUCUCUCAUAUUUUGCUACAGGUAUCCUCACUUUCUACCUCUAGGAAGGCAGCAAGAAGAAGGAGGUCUGUUUCAGGUCAGUGUGAAAAGAGUUAAGAGCAACUUUUCAAUACAAGAGUGGACUAAACUGGAUGGCCUUUGAGGCCCUUCUAGGCCUAUGUUCCUAGGUGCCUCUACUUGCAUUUUAUUGGAAGUGUGGCUGUUUCUUUAAGAGCGGACUCUAUUCCCACUAGAUUGGAUUUGAAAUUGCUCCAACAUCCUGUAUGCGAUCCCUUCACUUUCCAGCCAGGGAACACUGCAAGAGGAAAUCUCAUAUAUCAGUUUGGAAGGAAAAAAAAGGACUGUUUAAUCCUGGAAGGAAUGGCUGAGGAUAAACCCUGCAUCUAGUUUAUAAUGGCAGUUAGCUGUGAAACAAUAUUUGACACCGUGAACGGGGCCCCAGCCAGGCCAGAGCAUGGGGCAGUCUGAUCCCAGCUGCUCCUCCAGGGGCGCGGCGCGGGGGAGCAAGUGGAGGAAUGCACUCCACCCCAGCAGCCCUUCCUGUCCCCCGGCCCCUCACCUGCAAACUUUCUGGGGGUGGGUAGGGUGAGGGUACGCAUGCACACUCAGCCCCCUGCAAAUACAUUUUUCUCCCUCCGCCUAUGCUUAAAGACUUGACAUGACUUUAAUGGAUGAGGUCUGUAUGGAUUUAAUGACAUGAAAGGACAGUGUCCCAGAGAGUCCUUCCACAUGUUGCCCCAUUUGUGUCCAGCAUCACUCUGGUAAUCCCUGGCUUUUGCUCGAGGCAGAUGCUCCUCAUCCAGGAAUCCUUUACAGCUGCAUUUGCUCAGAUACGUUCUCACCCUGAUUUCACAUUCUUUCAGUGGAGAAGAGCUGUGAUCUAUCCAGGUAAUGCAAGUUCAUACUGUAGUGUAUGCACUGUAUAAUGUAAUGUAUUGUGUGCCUAGGACAUGUAAUGUUAGUAUAUAGCAGAAGGGGAGCAACCCUGCAGGGUGUUGCAGGCUGUGUUGCUGAACUACAAAUCCCAGAGGCAUCUGGAAGCAGGAAGAGGAAGUGAUGAGCGGUGAUGAGCAACUCUGCAGAGUCCUGAACUUUUCUUUAUAAAAGUAACAAAACCCCUUUUGGCUGUGGUGCUCCUGCCUGAGUAUUGUGAUGGGCAAGUUUGUUUUUACCCUGAAAUAAAAUAGUUUUCUGUAGCAUACUGUUAGGUUAACAAUAAUUUAGAUUAUUGAAAAGUAUUAGCUUUGUAGCUAAACACAAGGCAUGACCUGUGGCCUUGCAAUGCUGCUGACCACAAGACAGAAUGAUAGCUAAGCCAGCCAUUUUCUUAUGCCAAGUGCCUUAACCAUUUUGUUAGAAAAAGCAAAAAUUAAGUCUGUGUACUGAGUACCAGUUGCAGCUAGGAGCAAGAUAAGAUAAGGGGGUCCCAGAAGGAGGAAGAUGGUACAGCCGAGUACAGGAAAACAGAUUGGAAUGUGUAAGAUAACACUAACUUUUUUCUUUUGGAAAAGUACUGAAAUUUGUAAUGCACCAUGUACGGAGAUGAUUACCAUAAGUAUUGCAUGUUCAAUAGCCUUGUAGUUUUCUUUGUUAGAAGAGGUAUAAAAGACGGCCCCACCUUUCAGUGGGGGCCAUUUUGCCUCUUUGCUGGCUUAUGGUCAUUUGCUCUAGCAAAUAAACUGCAGUUAACCCUU